GGGGGGGGGGGGGUCAUGGGAGCUUUCUGCUCGUGUUUGCAAGCCGAUUACUCCGACCACCAUGGCCACCAGACUUCUGGUGCGUUUAGGAACUGCAUGUGCCUCGGGUGUUUUACCCAGCAGCUCAUCAACGCUUACACUGUUUUAUUCCGAGUUGGAACUCUCCACUCUGUUUCUCAAGCUGUAGAAGCCGCCCCUCUUGAUUCAUCUGAAAGUUCAUUCGAUACAUAUCGUUCACCUCCAAGACCACUGCCAUAUGAUGAUCCUAGAUUCUCCCCUCCUCUGCACAACUGGUUUGCAUCAAGGCAUGAUCCUUCAAGCCAUUCACCAGAGCAAUCAGAACCACUCAGACCAAAUUAUGAUGAGGAAAUGGAAACCAUGAGUUCAGUCGACAAGCCAAGUAAAACAAACUAUGACACAAAAAUGAAAAGAUGCAGCUCUGCUUAUGGAGAUAAGUUAUCCCGAAAGGAAUCUGGAAACUAUUUCACCUACUUUUCUCCAUCUACUGAAGAUGAAGAUGUCUGCCCAACAUGUCUUGAAGAUUAUACUUCGGAGAAUCCUAGGAUAGUAAUGCAGUGCUCACAUCAUUUCCACCUUGGCUGUAUCUAUGAGUGGAUCGAAAGAAGUGAGGCUUGCCCUGUUUGUGGAAAGGUUUCACAUGUGGAACCUGAAAGCAGUUGCUUCGCCACGACGGUAAUUUUGGGAAGUGACAUAUCAUUAAUAUGGAAAAUGGAGUUCCACGAGACGACUUAGACCUUAGGCUGGACUAAGUGUCUUGGAUUAACAUCUCAUGUGGUAACCUGAAAAUAUAGGUACCUAGUCCUACAGAUACUCUGUAAAUAUACCUUUGUAAGUAUUGAACCAGCAGCGUGCUCUAUUUAGUAGAGUAUAUUGGGAUCCUUGAUAUGUUGGAACGGUGCAUAUAAACAAUUCUUUCUUUUAAUUUUCUUUCAAAUGGCCGGCAGGGGAAACUUGUUCCCCUUGGUUUGUGCCUCUGCGCUGUUGCGACAUGUUUUGAUCCUCAAGUGAUAGUCACUGGGAGGCUGUAAGUUGAUGAUAUUUGUCAAUAUAAUAAUCGUAUGAAAUGCCA
Hordeum vulgare subsp. vulgare (domesticated barley) is the source of this 1090-nucleotide messenger RNA. RefSeq names its product E3 ubiquitin-protein ligase At3g02290-like. The record is from RefSeq and is a predicted model, not a curated record. Bases 16 to 753 code for a protein of 245 amino acids. Gene Ontology annotation, molecular function: ubiquitin-protein transferase activity. The transcript has 5 exons. NCBI's taxonomy places the organism in Eukaryota, Viridiplantae, Streptophyta, Magnoliopsida, Poales, Poaceae.